Molecule: messenger RNA, 1908 nt
Organism: Fraxinus pennsylvanica
Lineage: Eukaryota; Viridiplantae; Streptophyta; Magnoliopsida; Lamiales; Oleaceae
Source: the annotation of a GenBank genome assembly
AUGCAUAGCCGUUCUCUGUUUCCUCGUUAUUCUAGUAACCCUAAAAAGCUUCAGAGAAAUAAACCGGAAGUUCGCAUUCUUCGAUCGAGAAUGGAUUCCGAAAUGGCUCAUGCAUCUCCAUUAUCAGAACCAUCACCUUCUGGUAAAGUUUCUGAUGUUGCAGCUCCGCCUUCUGCUAUCUAUGAGAAAGAAAGUAUGGCACAGGAUUCGGCUUCUAUGUUGCCUACAUCACCCAUGUCUUCUUCGGCCAAAAGCUUUAAACUUCCAGAAAUGCAACAGGAUUCACACACUGGAAAUUCUGGGAGGAUAACCUUUUCGCGACUAACCAGUGGGCUUGGAUUUCAACUGCCUUCAAAUGUGAAUGCCAGUGCUGAAAAGAAAUCUGCAACUGCACAAUCAGGCGUUCUUGGAACCUUCACCAAAGGUUUAGUUGAUACAUCUUUAAAUGCCAUGAAGGCUGUGCAAGUAAAGGCAAGGCAUAUUGUCUCACAAAAUAAGAGAAGAUACCAGGAGGGAGGAUUUGACUUGGAUAUGACAUAUAUAACUGAGAAUAUCAUUGCUAUGGGAUUCCCUGCUGGUGACCUGAGUUCUGGUUUAUUUGGAUAUUUUGAGGGGUUAUAUAGGAAUCACAUGGAGGAAGUGAUCAAUUUUUUUGAGACUCAUCAUAAGGGAAAAUACAAAGUGUACAACCUUUGUUCAGAGAGGCUAUAUGACGCCUCACUGUUUGAGGGAAAGGUUGCAUCUUUCCCAUUUGAUGACCACAACUGCCCUCCUAUUCAUCUUAUAAAAUUGUUUUGUCAAAGUGCCUACUCAUGGUUGAAGGAGGACAUUGUAAAUGUGGUAGUUGUUCACUGUAAAGCUGGCAAGGCAAGGACGGGAUUGAUGAUAUGUAGUCUUCUUCUAUUCUUAAAGUUUUUCCCCACAGCUGGGGAGUGCAUUGACUAUUAUAACCAGAAAAGAUGUGUAGAUGGAAAGGGGCUUAUUCUCCCAAGCCAGAUUAGGUAUGUAAAAUAUUUUGACCAAAUCUUGACUCACUUCAAUGGUGAAACGCCUCCAGGACGUAGGUGCAUGCUAAGAGGAUUUCGACUUCACAAGUGUCCGUAUUGGGUUAGGCCUUCCCUCACUAUAUCGAAUCAUAAUGGAGUUCUGUUUUCAACAAAAAAGCAUCCAAAAACAAAGGAUCUCAUGCCAGAAGAUUUUUGGAUUCGUGCACCGAAGAAGGGAAUUGUGGUUUUUGCUCUACCGGGGGAACCUGGUCUAACAGAAUUGAUGGGGGACUUCAAAAUCCAUUUUCACGAUGGCCAAGGAGAUUUUUACUGCUGGUUAAACACGACAAUGAUGGAAAACAGAAUCAUUUUAGAAGGUGCCGAUCUAGAUGGCUUUGAUAAGAGAAAGUUGCCAUCCCCGGGGUUUCAGGUUGAAAUCGUGAUGAUUGAUUAUGACGGUACCAUCCCAUCACAGGUCAAACCUGAUCAGAACACCAAGAGUGCCGAUGGAAGAUCGAGAAAUGCUCCUUCCUCGAGUAACGAAAACAAUGCUAAUUCUGAACAGAGUAAUGCCUCCGGGAAACAAAACAAUCAAGAUGAUGUAUUUUCUGACAGUGAAGGCGAGGAAAGUAGUUCUUCAAGAACCACCAUAGGUCACACGUCCUCCGCUGCAAAAACUGCAACAUAUAAUGACUCUGGUAACUCUAUCGAGAGAAUGUCAGCCAUGACAAAUCAGACCGAACAGCUCUCUCUGGGAAACAAAGAACCCACAAAUUCACACUCUAAUGCUUCCAAUCAAGUUAAAAUUGAUGGGAUUGAGAGAACUUCUAUUCCGAACCUGGAUUCCAACGUUAUCAAGGCUAUUGCUGCAGAUGCUUCUGUUUUUGGUUUUGGAGACGAUGAAGAUUACGAGAGUGAAUAA